Messenger RNA from Theobroma umbraticum, 2805 nucleotides. NCBI's taxonomy places the organism in Eukaryota, Viridiplantae, Streptophyta, Magnoliopsida, Malvales, Malvaceae. The record is from RefSeq and is a predicted model, not a curated record.
UGUUUUAACCUUAGCAUGCCCUUUCUUUCUUCUUCUUCAUGCCAAUCCCAAACCCUUCCAACAAAAUGUUUCUUGCCAGAAAACCUCCCCUCUUUCCUCCACAAAUUCCAUCAAACUGCUACUAAGUUCAGGUGUAUUCCAAGAAUCACUGUUUCUGCUUCCCUUAACGCCAUAGCUGCUGCUGCUGCUGCUGCCUCGGGCUCUGGUGCCACUGUCCAUGGGGCUGUCACUUCUGCCAUCACCCAAGUGGCUGUUACUGCCGUUGCUAUUGCCUCUGGGGCUUGUCUCUCCACCAAGGUGGACUUUUUAUGGCCCAAAGUGGAGGAGCAGCCAGGUUCUUUUACAGUGGAAGGAAUUGAUGUGACUGGCUAUCCUAUAUUUAAUAAGGCAAAGGUGCAAAAGGCUAUUGCAUUUGCGAAAAGAGCUCACAAUGGGCAGUUUCGGAAAACAGGAGACCCUUAUCUAUCACAUUGUGUUCACACAGGAAGAAUAUUAGCCAUGUUGGUUCCAUCAAGUGGCCACGGUUUGCUGCAGGCUGUUGAUACUGUUGUGGCUGGGAUACUACAUGAUGUUGUUGAUGACACACGUGAAAGUUUGCUCAGCAUAGAAGCAGAGUUUGGCGAUGAUGUGGCAAGGUUGGUAGCUGGUGUGUCUAGACUAAGUUACAUAAAUCAGCUUCUACGGAGACAUCGCAGGAUAAAUGUGAACCAGGGUACCCUUGGUCAUGAAGAGGCAAAUAAUCUGCGAGUUAUGCUCUUGGGAAUGGUUGAUGAUCCACGCGUGGUACUUAUCAAGCUGGCAGACCGUCUUCACAAUAUGAGAACCAUUUAUGCCCUACCACUAGCAAAGGCUCAAGCUGUCGCUCAAGAAACCUUACUUAUUUGGUGUUCCCUAGCUUCCAGAUUAGGUCUGUGGGCACUGAAAGCAGAGCUGGAAGAUCUAUGUUUUGCUGUUCUUCAGCCUCAAAUUUUUAGGAAGCUGCGGGCUGAUCUGGCUUCAAUGUGGAGCACCAGCAAUAAAGGAGCAUAUCCUAGAAGAAUAUCUGCAAAAGCCAGUUGGUCCUCUUUGGAGGAAAAUGAUUCAGCUCUUGAUGAUGAAGCUUUCAUGAAUGAUGAAGAUAUCACUAGCAUAAAGGAUCUUUUGGAAGCAGUGGUGCCUUUUGACAUCUUAUUGGAUAGGAGAAAACAGACUAACUUUCUUAAUAAUCUUCGAAAAAGUUCAGAGGAUAAACCAAAACCGAAGGUUGUGCGGGAUGCAGGAAUUGCUUUGGCAUCUCUUGUAGUUUGUGAGGAGGCACUUGAGAGGGAGUUGUUUAUAUCAAUUUCUUAUGUUCCAGGGAUGGAGGUUACUUUAUCUAGCCGAUUAAAAAGUUUGUAUAGUAUCUACAGCAAGAUGAAAAGAAAAGAUGUUGGCAUCAAUAAGAUAUAUGAUGCACGAGCAUUGAGGGUUGUUGUCGGAGACAAGAAUGGAACCCUACACGGACCUGCAGUUCAAUGUUGCUACAGUCUUCUCAACAUUGUACACAGGCUUUGGACUCCCAUUGAUGGUGAAUUUGAUGAUUACAUUGUUAAUCCAAAGCCCAGUGGCUAUCAGUCUCUGCACACUGCAGUACAAGGCCCUGAUGCCUCACCUUUGGAAGUUCAGAUUAGAACACAGAGAAUGCAUGAAUAUGCUGAGCAUGGACUUGCUGCCCACUGGCUUUAUAAAGAAAAUGGAAAUGAAUUACCCUCAUUGAGCAGCUUGGAUGAAUCUGAAAUAGAAGAAUCAUCCUAUCUCCCCAAAGAUCUGGAUGAUCAAAAUUCCAUGGACGAUGAUUCGUUUCUGAAGUAUAGAUCCCUGAAAGUGGGACAUCCAGUCCUUCGAGUAGAAGGAAGUAACCUACUUGCUGCAGUUAUAAUCAAACUAGAUAAGGAGGGGACAGAGUUGCUCGUUGCUGUGAGCUUUGGAUUGGCAGCUUCUGAAGCAGUAGCUGACAGAAGGUCUUCCUUCCAAAUAAAGAGAUGGGAAGCUUAUGCAAGGUUAUUCAAAAAGGUUUCAGAUGAGUGGUGGUGUGAACCAGGACAUGGGGAUUGGUGUACUUGUUUGGAGAAAUAUACACUUUGUCGAGAUGGUAUAUAUCACAAGCAAGACCAAUUUGAACGCCUUUUGCCAACUUUCAUCCAAGUGAUCGAUUUGACAGAGCAAGAAGAAUCUGAAUAUUGGGCUGUUAUGUCUGCUGUUUUUGAAGGCAAACCAGUUGAAUCCGUUGCAUCUAGGCCCGACCUAAAAUAUGUUGCUUCAAAUUCAUUUGAAGCUAGCAUCAACCGCAAGGUGCGUUUGUUGAGGACAAUGCUUCAGUGGGAAGAGCAACUACGUUUGGAAUCAAGUUUUGGAAGACAAGAGGGUGGUGCAAAAUGUAGUGUUAACCCUGAUUCUGUUGUCCUUGGGGAGGUUGUCAUUAUAUGUUGGCCCCAUGGUGACAUAAUGCGAUUGAGAACUGGCAGCACUGCUGCAGAUGCUGCAAGAAGAGCAGGACUAGAGGGAAAGCUAGUUCUAGUUAACGGUCAACUGGUAUUGCCUAGCACAGAGCUCAAAGAUGGUGACGUUGUAGAAGUAAGAUUGUAAAUAUCAGAACAUAACUGAUUUGUAUAUAUCAUAGGGUAAAAUAGAAAUCAUUGCAAUUCAAUUUGUCAAAUCUGAAUGAUCAUGCGGGUGAGUGGGGUUGACGUAUGCAGGGCAUGAUGGUCUGUAAUUGGAUUCCAUAGACAUUCAAUGUAAAUACUGAAAAUUGUUGAGCAUGAAUGAAUGGGAAAUUUUCUCUCCUUC